CAGCCGGGAGGCGUUUUAUCCGUUUCUCGGUAGGCCGCGUGUGUGGUGUGUGGUGUCUUGUGUGGAGAGCUGGUGUCGGCCGCUGGGAGCGAAGCGACGGUAAUUUCCACCUUACAAUGGACUUUAGCUAUGUUGCUUGCUAGGAAAAGAUAUAUAAUGGUGACGAUGGCUUCUUGCGUCUUUGUCCCUAAUUCUCAAUCAAAGAAUUAUGGAGCUCCAAAAUCCAACGCUCAAAGAUCUCGCCACGGCGAUAAACAAGAACGUCUCGAUAAUCGAUUCUUGUCUGGAGCACUCGUCACUCCCAAAACCAUCUUUUGCGAUCGACGGUCUCCGAAGCUGGGAUCAUCCAGAACUUGAUGAAGCCCAGGAAGCAAGGAUCGCUUUAAUUGAUGCUGCAACAGACCUUAUGCACCUGGCUAUGGGCCCGUUCGAGUACUUGAGAACGGAAUACAUUGCUGUCUUUGAAGCUGUACCUCUCACUGGCUCCAUAACCUAUGCAGAGCUAGCCAAGAAGUGUAGCCUCCCGGAACCUCGUCUGCAGCGCUGGAUGAGACACGCUAUCUCGAAGCGGAUCUUUUGGGCUCCAACCAAAGAUUCUGUGGCCCACACAAUCACCUCUGCGGAGUUCGCCAGGGAUGAGACUGCUUGGGCGUGGGUUGGCCAUAAUGUUGAAGAAAUUGGGCCAGCUGCGGCUAAAAUAAUGGAACAGACUGACAGAUUUGGUGAUGGCACGAAUCCGGCAGAGGCAGCUGUCGCUUUAGCACAUUUCGAGGGCAAAUAUGCUAGCCCGUUCGACUGGCUCGAAAAUGAUGGUGUGGGAGAACCAAAGUUGCUGGGAGGAAAGCUCGACAAGUCCGACAGGACCAAGGGUUGGAGAGCAAGAAGAUUCGGGAACACGAUGAAGUACCUGACAUCUGGCGGAGGGCAUUCUUCAUCUCAUGUCCAUGGAUUUGAUUGGGACGCGUUGGGUGAGGCUUCGGUGGUAGAUGUAGGAGGGUCUAGCGGCCAUCUUGCUAUCGAGCUUGCCACGAAACAUCCGAAGCUGAGUGUCACUGUGCAGGAUCUUCCAACUCUGGAGCAGCAAUUCGAAGAUAAUCUCCCGCCUGGCCUCAAGUCAAGAGUAUCUUUUCAAGUUCAUGAUUUCAUGAAGCCCCAGAAGAUCCCAGCGGAUGUUUAUUUUUACAGAUUCAUCUUCCACGAUUGGCCGGACAAUAUGUCGGUGCAGAUCAUACAAAACAAUGUUCCUGCUAUGAAAAGAGGAAGCAGAAUCAUUGUCAUGGAUGGAGUCAUGCCGGAACCUGGAGAGACUUCCAAUUUUGUUCUAAGAAUGAACACAAGUAUGGACCUGCAAAUGAUGGCAGCAUUCAAUGCAAAGGAAAGAAGGAAAGAAGAUUGGAUAAACCUUUUCCGGGAGGCGGACAAGAGACUGGUGGUGAAGCAAUUCCUUCAGCCCCGUGGAAGCGCUUUGACACUGAUUGAGGUGGUGUUGGACGGAUGAUAGGUAGCCCAUUGUUAGGAGAGCUGUGGGGGUGGCGAUUCAAUCCUUUUUGAAGGAAUUUGGUACAUGAUUUUAUUGAGGGUACUUGGGAAAUUCUUUACUUUCAAUGAUAAACUUAUGAUUGAAACAUC
This is a messenger RNA of Hyaloscypha bicolor E, 1629 nucleotides long. RefSeq names its product S-adenosyl-L-methionine-dependent methyltransferase. Bases 209 to 1498 code for a protein of 429 amino acids. The record is from RefSeq and is a predicted model, not a curated record. Lineage: Eukaryota; Fungi; Ascomycota; Leotiomycetes; Helotiales; Hyaloscyphaceae. Gene Ontology annotation, molecular function: O-methyltransferase activity. The transcript is spliced from 3 exons.